AUGCCGUUCAGCUCUAUGCUCUGUCCGCGGGGCUGCAGCUCCGCUCGCCGUUCGGUGCGUGUAACAACACGGAGCAUCGCUCGGCUGCGGGAGCGGCAGGGAGCGGGCGGACCGUGCGGGUUGGUUUGUGCUUCCCAUCAACAGCCCCACGGCGUCGGUCGGAUAGGGAAGGAAAGAGGGGAAAAGCGAGGUUUACCCUGCCUGCAACUUCAACCCUGCCUCACUGGUGAAUGGCGAGCAGCAAGGAAAGCGGAAUCGUUCUUUCGUGCUCUUCCUGAGUGGGAGGAGCGAGCAGGCACGGGGCUUAAGAGCUCGAAAUAGAGUUGAGCAGAGCUGCCAGGACAUGGGACAGGCUGCAAAGUCAGCAAGGACCGUCGUCAUCUCUGGUGUUCCAGAUGGUGUUCUGAGCAAUGAUGUCAUGAGUGACAUCCUGGUGAUUCAUUUCCAAAAGGCAAAGAAUAAUGGUGGAGAUGUGGAAGAAGUGAAGUACCCAACAACGGAACAAGGAGUUGCAUAUAUAACUUUUGAAGAUCCAGGAGUUGCAGAGAGUGUUCUACAGAAGAACGAGCAUCGACUAGAAGACAGGAGGCUGCCCAGGUACUAUCCUCUGAAAGUGAGCCCUUACUGUGAAAAUGUCUUCAGCUCUGUCACAGCUGUCCUCGAUAUGUCUGUUUUCAGAGACAAAUUUGUUUUGGAGGAUCUAAUACAAGAGCUUAAAAAGAAGAACACGGCUUUGAGAUUUGGCUCUUUGCAACCCAACGGGCAUAUUCCUGUUCAAGGGUCAUUUCCAGCAAUCAAAUGGCUGAGAGACUUCCUUUUACUAAAAGCAAAAUCCCUCUCAGAGGACAAAAAGGAAGAAAGUAAAUCCCAUCAGAGACCAAAGAAGAGGCUGCAGAAGCGCAGACUCACCAGAGAGGUGAAUGAUUUUGUUCGUGAUGCGGAAGGGGAGAAGCAAGAGGUUGUUCUUGACACAGAUAUAUAUCUCUAUAUGAAGCACUUCUUCUUCAAGGAGCUCCUUACAAAUACUGACGUUGUGAUUUCUAACAUCACUGACGGUGAUAUAACUACCCUACAUCUUCAGAGAGGCAGAAGCAGGCGUGAUGCUGGACAGGUAUUAAGAGUCAAGGAGAAGAUUGAAAAUCAGUCUGUAAGACUUCUUAAGAGUUUACGUAAAGAAAGGAUCGACUUGGAGAGGUGCACCAGAGAUAAGAAGAAAUGCAGAUCGGUGUGUGAAAGUGUGAAAUCCCGCUACCCUGAUGUUUUGGUCAUCCCUUAUGAUACUCACAUUGAUGUGAUAGGAAGUUCUUCUACAGUUUUCAAAUUUACACAAGAAGUGAACAAAAAGAUUCAGAGCCUGUUUCAAAACAGGUAGAAAGACAGCAUUUGUGUUUCCUGCGCGUUGCUUUUCUAAUGAGCUGUUUUGGUGCAGCCCUUGUACCUCCGUGUCACUUCAGAUCUGCCUCACUGCUCCUACACACGGUCUGGGAAUGCUGCACAUGAGGAUGAAAAGCCCAUUCCUCCCCAGGUACCAAAUUAAGUUCAGACCAAGAGACAAAUGAUCUCUGUAUCUCUGCUGAGCUUCAAGACGGAAGAAAUGCUGCCUCUUGUGUCCAGAUAGAGACACAUUCUUCCUUUCAUGUGCUGCAUUCCGGCCACUUGCACUCCAUCUUGCUGUCAUGGAGUUUACGAUGUGAAAAGAAGGUUUUUCAUCAGCAUAAGAAAUGGUGACUGCAAAGUUGGGUGAACCAACCUGGUAUGAAAUCCUGCACAGAAAUUCAUGUGUUUCUUUGUGUGAGGAGAUGACCACUGAAUAUAGGACUGGUGGCCUGCUGCUGCUGCUGCCUUUAUCUGCAGUUCUUGUUGAGAUGCACAAAGGUCAAACUUUAGUACUUAAGAAGAUGGAAAGCUUGUUGAAUCUGUAGGCUUGUCAUGCCCUGAAAAAAGCCUUAUAAGCUGGCACCAGAAGUUCCUGAUAGAAGAAACUGAGUUUGUCUUUAUAGGAGUGAUAGCAGGUUUUCUUUCCAGUAGUAACAGCAGCUGCAGCAUCCCAGGACAGCAAGCUAUUUAGGCAUGGAAGUGCAUCCAUCAUUUUGAUGUAAAAAUCUUAGCAAACUUUGAUAUCAGAUUCUAUUUAUACAGUUCUUAGGCCCGAUGUGGGAAUAGAGUGGUUUUUCUUAUCUUUCAUCUCAUGGUUUAGAUACACCAGAUAGGAGCAGACCCUUUUGCUGUGCAAAACCGAUGAGUUAAUGCAAUAACUGGUUGUUGUAACUGAGAACAGAAACAUCUUCAUCCUAAUAACACUUUGCAGUUGUGUUUUCCAGGCUGUGUCAGAGGUUCAGACUGUGGGGGUCUCUGCCACCUCUUGUAAGGACGGGACAGCCUUAGUGUUAAUUGCUUUCUAAACUGAAUGCCUUAGAACACUAAAUAUCUUUCGUUAGCAGCUGUACAUGUUUCCAGUUUUUGAUAGGCCAAGGUAUGCAAUUAGUUUUAAAAAUCAUCCUUAAGUAUACUGUUCAGAAUUACCUGCCUGUGUCUGCCCUGCCCUUUGCUUUCAUUUCUAAGGUUAAGUGCCUGGAGCUAAAACUGAGCGCUCACUACAGAAUUCCAUCUCAUUCACCAGAUAAAAGGGAGUGCUCACUGUAAAAUAUCAGCCUCAUUCACUGAAAUCAGGGACGGAGCCCCUCCACAGCAACGUGACAGUUUAGAGUGCGUGUGUUAAAGUUAAACCUUUUCCAUGGAGAUCUAUUAGGAGUCCAAACGCGACCUUAUUAGAAAGCCAAGUUGAAAGUGUGUUUGGGGAUUUCAGAAUGUUCAGAAAUACGUUGCUAUGACUUACAGACCAUUAGUUCCUUUGCAUGCAAAGUCUUGUGAAAUUGAAUUUAUGAUCCUAUUAAAGAAAUGAGUUUCAAAAUGCUUUUUGUUCUUUAAGCAACUCCUAGACUUUGAGUUGGAAGCUCAUCGUGCUUAAGGCAUUUUCUUGUCGUGACUGAUUACCCACUGCAGUUAUGCCAAUGAAAGAUAAAAGUCGUUAAACUAGCACCAGUGCUGUGUUUUAAAAUACACUGUCAAAGUGGGAGGAUGAUGAGCUGAAGUGAUGUGCUGAACUGGGAGGGAGGAGUGCUUAGAGGCUUAUAUCCACACCAGCUUCCUCUGCAGCAGUAGCUCAUGCAGAGGCUGGAAGGGGGCAGGGCAGAGCACCCAGAGCCAGGUCUGAUAGGGCCCCUCCUGCUCCUCAUUGACCAAACCUCAGCCUUUUUCAGUGCUCCCCACAGAGCUUAAGCAAGGAUGGGAGGUUUUUUUAACCUCGUAAAGGAGAAAAUUCUCCAUGAAGGAUAGACCUGUAAUGAAAUUAGUGCUCUUUUCUAAUAUCUAUAUUGAUCUUUCAUUCUCCUUUCUGCAGGGUCUCAGUGUUCUUUUUAUUGGUUUGUAGAGCCAGAGUUUCCUGUGUGCUUGCAGAAAUGCUUAGGGCUCAUAAACCAGCAGCACUGAUUGCAGUCAGAACACCGGCAGGUCAGGAACGGGCUGAACUACAUCCAUAGAGUCAACUUUGACAGCAGGGCUGGUAGAGGUUCUGCUCACUUCUUGUUGUCUGGCUUUUAGGUUUAUCGCUGUUUUAUAGCAGUUCUAACAGCUCCUCUCCAUACUGAUGUGUCCAUCAUCUCAUUGCCACCUGAGCACUACCAGCACUGCCCUGUUUCCUGGGGUCUCCCAUCUGCUGCCUAUGGUCCAAUACCUGGAUGUUGUUUCUUUAGAGAAACAGAGCUUUGUGUCUGUUACUUUGUGCUUACACUAAACAGUGAAUUGGGAUGUGAGUCCAUUGUGGACCAGCACGUACCAUCUCUUGUUAUGCUCCUGGAUCUCUGGGGCUGCAAUUUCAGGUGGGUUUUGCAGCAGCACUGCCUGGGAACACCUCACUUUUCUCAUCACUGAUGGUUCCUUGUGGCCCAGCAAGAGCAGGGCUCAAAGCAAGUGUUCCACACAGGGUUGGUGCUGGUAAGCAAGGGGCUGUGGUGUGUGCUGUGACUGCCUGAGAUACACUUUUAGAUAUAACCCCACAGAGAACCUUUAUCAGCGGGAAAACACAUCAGCUGUGGUCUACCAGGAUAGACCUGUGCUUGCUGUAAGGUAUAAACAGCCUUUCAGCAGGAUAACCUUGUAAGUGAAACAUGCAUUUCUUCCAUCAUGAUGCAGUUGCUGUGAAAAACAACAGAUAUUUAGCAAAAAAAAAAAUAGAAAAGAAGUCUGAUUUUGUCCUUAGUGUGGACACAUAAAUACAGCAAAGCAGAUCAGUGUUAGGUUUGGUAAGAGACUUGCCAGCUCUUAUUCUCACAGCUACCUUUUAUGGGAAGCAAAGCACUUAUAACUAUCAAGCUCCACUCGAAAAAGGCAUUUAAUAUUUGUGUGUAUUAGAAAAUAUCUGGGAAAGCACAUUAGAUGCAGUUCCUAGAUCUAAACCACCAGUGCUGACUCAGUACUCUCAGCACCAGAUUUGCACUUUUAAUUUGAAAAGAGAAUUCACUCCGGGGACCUCAGCAAAAUAUUUGUCCUUAUUGCUGUGCCGACGCUUGCUGCCCUUAACCAGAUGGGGAUAUGGAACAGUUCGCAGAGU
Messenger RNA from Coturnix japonica (Japanese quail), 4609 nucleotides. RefSeq names its product RNA binding motif protein 43 (gene RBM43). NCBI's taxonomy places the organism in Eukaryota, Metazoa, Chordata, Aves, Galliformes, Phasianidae. Gene Ontology annotation, molecular function: RNA binding. The record is from RefSeq and is a predicted model, not a curated record.